Pestalotiopsis fici W106-1 is the source of this 1392-nucleotide messenger RNA. RefSeq lists its product as uncharacterized. The transcript is spliced from 2 exons. Bases 1 to 1392 code for a protein of 463 amino acids. The record is from RefSeq and is a predicted model, not a curated record. Lineage: Eukaryota; Fungi; Ascomycota; Sordariomycetes; Amphisphaeriales; Sporocadaceae.
AUGGUCACAAAGAAUGUCGAACCAACGCGAGGACGCGAGGGGCGCAAGCCAUUUAUGAUCAACUCAGUUUUGCUAAGCCUGAUUGAUCCCGUUCGUGGCGAACCGACCAAAAGCCUUCUUGAUGGUAACCCGGAUGAUGACGUUUCGAGAAGUCAUCAGCUAAAGGAGAAAUUCCUCGACUCUUUCGCGCUCAUCUGCUCGACAUCAAGCUCCGGCUCGGUGACUGCCUCGGCCGUUUGCAUGGAGCAAAACCAAUCGUUUGAAAACACUCUACGCGUGGCUCGCAAUCACAGCUUCUCGCCGCAGAAUAUCGACAGCCUCAGAAAGAUCCUGCAAAUCCUUACUGCUGUUGCCAAUCGAGAUAAGCUACCAGGGCAGGCUGAGUCUGAAGCCCUUAGAGAGAUUGCUGAUUUAGACCAAGACCGUAUUCGUUCAUUUGUCACCAAGCUAGAGAAGAGCGGAAUCCAAACUAUUUUCAAGCAGGCAAUUUCCAAUCUGUUUGGUAGCGAGCGCAAUGAAGAAAUACUGGAGUAUCCGCGAUUCAGGCAAUGGAUCAAGACUUGUCCUUUCAUGAGCGCGUCUCUGAGCUCUUCUGAGACGGCUCGAUUGGUCUCUUAUAUCAUGUGGGCUUCACAAGCUAGAUGGACCUAUCCUAAGCAUUUGAAGGCCUUACUUGCAUUUGGAUCAGAGCCUCUUCCGCCGUGGAUGGAAACUCUUCACAAACUUGCUCGGUAUUGGGCGGCAGUCAAGUCCAUGGUGAAACUUGCAGUAAAGCAACCUAGGGUUUUCGCGAAUAUCCAGAUUCAAGAGAUCAAAGCCCCUGAACAGGAAUCCUUCAGGCUUUCUCCAAAGGAAAUGCAUCUUCGGGAAGCUCUCCAGCGCCUGGUCAAGAACGAUUGUCGUACGACGAUGGACAAGCUGGCUCAGCGCUGGAAGACAAAUGAUGUGGAGGGCAAAUUGCGUGACAAAUGCAAGGUGAAUCUCACGCUUCAUGCUGAAAUGCAGCUUGUCGGUUUCUACGAACGCAACCCAGAUUUGGUACCCCAGCUACGCUUGAUGGGCACCAGUAAGAAGGCAUGCUUUCUUUGUCACGAAUUUCUACUGCGGCAUCCGCUCGGUAUACGGGUCUCAGCUUGUCACCAGAAGGUUUAUCCCACAUGGAUGCCACCACCUAGUCAUAACGUUCCUGGAACACCUAGAAACAAGCUUUUCUGGGAUUUCAGUAAGCACAUCGAGCGCGUGACUGUCAAGGCACUGAAAACGGAACUGUCAGCCCGCCAGCGGCCGAAGACCAGGGACUCAACAGCGGGCGGAUCUCUAACGGAGACAGCUACUAUCCCCACGGAGUUUUUGGUACGACAGCACCUACUGUUUGAUCGCGAUGGCAUUUAG